Messenger RNA from Procambarus clarkii (red swamp crayfish), 286 nucleotides. The record is from RefSeq and is a predicted model, not a curated record. NCBI's taxonomy places the organism in Eukaryota, Metazoa, Arthropoda, Malacostraca, Decapoda, Cambaridae.
AGGAUUAAACUGGUGGCGGGUGCGGAGUCAAGUACAGGUGCACGCCAUGAAGACAAAGACCGUGGCCAAGUAUCUCCCCCAGGUCGACCAGGUGGCACAGGACUUCAUCACCAGAUGUGGCGGACUGCGGGACGACAAGAACGAGCUUCCUGGGGAGUUCAUGGACGAGCUCUUCAAGUGGGCGCUUGAGUGUGAGUACUGGCGGCCUCUCUUACAUCAUCCUGGCUCCUUUAUUAUGUUCACGUUUUAUCAGCUCAAAUAUCAUUUUUAGCCGUUUAACUUUCAC